Hipposideros armiger (great roundleaf bat) is the source of this 14449-nucleotide messenger RNA. RefSeq names its product dynein axonemal heavy chain 11 (gene DNAH11). The record is from RefSeq and is a predicted model, not a curated record. NCBI's taxonomy places the organism in Eukaryota, Metazoa, Chordata, Mammalia, Chiroptera, Hipposideridae. Gene Ontology annotation, molecular function: ATP binding; dynein light intermediate chain binding; ATP hydrolysis activity. The transcript has 80 exons. Gene Ontology annotation, biological process: microtubule-based movement. The coding region runs from base 186 to 13379 and encodes 4397 amino acids. Gene Ontology annotation, cellular component: dynein complex.
CGCAGUGCCCGCAGACUCGGCCUGCCAGGUAGCCGCGGUGGGCUAGAGCGGCCGCGCUCAGGGCGAUCGCGGGAGGAGGCGGGAGCCCCCCGGGGCGCGCGUAAGAAGGGGCGUCCUCGCCCACCCGGGGCUGGGCAGGGGCGCGCGCGGAGCCGGCCCGCGCCGCGUCCCCUCGGACGUGCCCGAUGGCAGCCCCGGUGGUGAGUCGGGAGGCGCGAGGCGUCCGGGAAGUCCCAACCCUUCGUCUAACUCCGGGCGCCAGCCUGGAGGCGGCGGGCGUGCUGGAGCUGGAGGCGGAGGAGGAGGAGGAGGAGGAGGAGGAGGAGGAGGCCGAGGCCGCCCGCAGAGCACGGAGCUUCGCUCAGGACGCGCGGGUGCGCUUCCUCGGCGUCCGCCUGGAGCAGUUGCUGGGGCUCCGGGCUGAGACUUGGAGCCAGUAUUUGGAAAGCGAGGGCCACAGGCAAGUCCUGGGGGAGUUUCUGGAGGCCCCCAGCCCCGCCUGCCUGGUGUUCAGCGUCGCCGCCGCAGGGCGGCUUGCGGCCUCCAGAGAGAUUCCAAAAGAUACAAAACAUAAACUUGUUUAUAUUGCCAAGAAGAUUACUGAAAGCACUGGAGUGAAUGAUUUCUCUCAAACGGUUUUAUUUGGAGAGUUACCCACCUCAUCUCUUGGCCAUGUAACUGCUUUCCUAGAUGAGAUUUUAGCGCCGAUUCUUUCUAAUAGGAGCAACCAUAAAUCCUGGUCCUAUUUUAUUUCACAAGACAUGGAACGUCACAUAGAAGUCAUGAAAACUAAAAUACAUAUUUUUAGGGGUAAAAUGUUGAGAAGAACUCUUCUACCAAUUCCCACUAUUGCAGGAAAAAUUGACUUGGAUCAGAAAUAUCCAGAGACCAAGCUAGAGCCAAAUGAAAGGACAAUACUCCAUGCAAUUGAAUCAGUGGUUAUUAAAUGGUCACAUCAAAUCCAAGAAAUUGUAGAAAAAGACUCAGUGCAGCCUUUGCUGAAUGGUCUUUACUCAAAUCCUCAAGCUGAGCUGGGUUUCUGGACGAUGAGAAGAGAGAAUCUAUCAUGCAUUUAUGAUCAACUUCAGGCUCCGAUUGUCCGCAAAAUGGUUAAGAUCCUGAAAACUAAACAGAGCAGCUAUUUCCCAACUUUGAAGGACAUUUUCAUGGCUGUGAAAAAUGCCCUCCUAGAAGCCCAAGAUGUGGAACUUUACCUGAGGCCCCUGAGGAGACACAUUCAGCGUCUCCAGGAGACAGAAUUCCCACAGACUGGUGUAUUAAUCGCCCCGUUAUUUCAUACCAUCUGUCUGAUCUGGAGUCAUUCUAAGUUUUAUAACACCCCUGCUCGGGUUAUAGUUUUAUUGCAAGAAUUCUGUAAUCUCCUCAUUGACCAGGCGACAGCUUACCUUUCGCCUGGAGACCUUUUGAAAGGAGAAAUUGAAGACUCCCUGGAAAAGGUGCAGAUGGCCAUUAACAUCUUAAAGACUUUCAAACAUUCUUUUUUCAACUAUAGAAAAGGAUUGGCCAACUAUUGUAUGGAAAACAAGGAGCUGAAGCCGUGGGAUUUUCAAUCUCAUCUGGUGUUUUGUAGAUUUGACAAAUUUCUUGACCGGUUCAUGAAAAUAGAGGAUUUAUUUGUCACCAUAUUGGAAUUUGAAAAACUGGAGAGACUUGAAUUUGGCGGUACCAAGGGAGCAAUUUUAAAUGGACAAAUCCACAAGAUGAGUGAAGAAUUUAUGGAACUCUGUGAAAUUUUUAAACAGAGCACUUAUGACCCGUCUGAUUACAAUAACAUGGAAUUUGAAAGUGAUUAUGUUGUGUUUAAGUCAAAAACUUUGGAUUUUGACAGAAGGCUGGGGACAAUUCUUUGUGAAGCUUUCUUGAACUGCAAUGGUUUAGAAGCUGCAUUUAAGCUUUUGACCGUAUUUGGGAAUUUUCUAGAGAAACCAGUUGUCAUGGAAAUUUUCAGCCCACAUUACAGCACACUGGUGCACAUGUUUAAUGCCGAGUUGAAUAUGUGUAAGCAAUUGUAUAAUGAACACGUGAAACAGAUUGAAUGCGGAAAUGUAGUUCUUAACAAGAAUAUGCCAUUUACAUCCGGAAAUAUCAAAUGGGCUAAAGAGGUCCUUGAACGACUUCAAAAGUUUUGGUCAAACUUUGCAUCUCUUCAGGAUCUAUUCUUGGAAAGUCCCGAUGAUGCCUUAGUUUAUCAGAAGUAUGAUGAAAUGACAACUUUGCUAGACCAAUUUGAAAAUCGUAUCUAUAAUGAAUGGAAAAGUAACGUGGAUAAAAUCUGUGAAUUCAGUUUGAAUCAACCCUUGGUUAAAUUCAGUGCCAUAAAUGGUCUUCUCAGUGUCAACUUUGACCCAAAGCUAGUGGCUUUAUUGAGGGAAGUAAAAUACCUCUUGAUGUUGAAGAAAUCAGACAUACCGGAUUCGGCCUUAGCCAUCUUCAAAAAAAGAGACACUAUUUUAAAGUACAUUGGAAAUCUUGAACUCCUUGUACAAGGAUAUAAUAAGCUGAAACAGACCCUCCUGGAAGUAGAAUACCCUCUGAUUGAAGAUGAACUGAGGGCUGUGGAUGAGCAACUACAAGCAGCCGUGUCAUUGCUGACGUGGCAGGAUGACUGCUGGGGAUACAUUGAGAGGGUGAAAAUGGCCACCUCUGAGUUGGAGCGCAGAGUUGAGCACACGCAGCACAACGUCAGAGUGAUGCAGCAGACCAUGAGGGCUUGGGCCGAGUGCACACUCCUGCCCAGGAGAGAGCACAGAAGGGAGACCGCCUUUACUUUGGAAGACAAGGGUGAUUUGUUUACCAAAAAAUACAGGCUCAUCCAAGAAGAUGGCCGCAAGAUACACAACUUGGUAGAGGAAAAUAGGAAGCUCUUCAAAGCCAACCCUUCUCUGGAUACCUGGAAGAUUUAUGUAGAAUUCAUUGAUGACAUCGUGGUAGAAGGCUUUUUCCAAGCUAUAAUGCAUGACUUAGACUUCUUUCUGAUGAAUACGGAGAAGCGAUUAAAGCCUGCCCCAUUUUUUCAAGCACAAAUGAUCUUAAUGCCCCCUGAGAUUCUGUUUAAACCGUCUUUAGAAAGAGAAGCUGGGGAUGGCUUCUAUGACCUGGUAGAAGAAAUGCUAUGCAGUAGUUUUAGAAUGUCUGCCCAGAUGAAGCGAGUAGCAACGCAUCUGGAAAUACCAAAUUAUCAGAAUGAUAUGGAUAACAUGUUAGGCCUGGCGGAGGUCAGGCAAGAGAUACUGAACAGAGUGGCAGGCGUCAUCACCAAAGUCUUGGACUUCAGAAAUACUCUGGACAUGUACGCUUACCUUUGGGUAGAUGACCGAGCUGAGUUUAUGAAGCAUUUUCUUCUGUAUGGCCAGACUGUGUCACCCGAGGAAAUAGAUUCUCAAGCAAAUGAAGAAAUCUCUGAACAGCCACCAACUCUUGACCAAUUCAAGGAACAGAUUGAUGUUUAUGAGGCUUUGUAUGUUCAGAUGAGCAAGUUUGAUGACUUCAGAGUAUUUGAUAGUUGGCUGAAGGUGGACAUGAAGCCUUUCAAAGCGAGCUUGCUGAACAUUAUUAGGAAAUGGAGCUGGAUGUUUCAGGAGCAUCUUUUGAGAUUUGUCAUCGACAGUCUGACUGAGCUCCAAGAAUUUAUAAAGGAGACAGAUGCUGGACUUCAGAGGGAAUUAAGUGAAGGUGAUCAUGAUAUUUUAGUUGAUAUCAUGGGGCAUCUUCUGGCUGUAAGAACCCGACAGAGAGCCACUGAUGAACUCUUUGAACCACUGAAAGAAACCAUCACACUCUUGGAAACCUAUGGCCAGAAGAUGCCUGAGCAAGUCUAUAUUCAGCUAGAGGAAUUACCUGAAAGAUGGGAAACUACCAAAAAGAUUGCAGCAACUGUCAGACAUGAAGUUUCACCUCUCCAAAAUGCAGAAGUCACUCUUAUAAGGAAAAAAUGUGUUUUGUUUGAUGAGAAGCAGGCUGAGUUCAGAGAGAGAUUCAGAUUCUCUGCUCCUUUCAGUUUUAAGGCAGAAAAUCCAUAUACAGUGCUUGAUAAGGCACAUCAAGAGCUUGAGGCAUUAGAAGAAGAACUGUUGCACAUGCAAGAAUCUACUCAUCUUUUUGAAGUGGCUCCUCCAGAGUACAAACAAAUGAAGCAGUGUCGCAAAGAAAUGAAAUUGCUCAAGGGACUCUGGGAUGCCAUUAUUUAUGUUAGAAGAAGCAUUGAUAAUUGGACUAAAACCCAGUGGAGACAGAUUAAUGUAGAACAGAUGGAUGUAGAACUCAGAAGGUUUGCCAAGGAAAUCUGGUCACUAGACAAGGAAGUGCGUGUCUGGGACGCUUACGUAGGCCUGGAAGGCACCAUAAAGGACAUGACAACGUCCCUGAGAGCUGUCAUGGAAUUACAGAGCCAUGCCCUCAGAGACAGGCAUUGGCACCAGCUGAUGAAGACCACUGGGGUCAAGUUUUCAAUAAGCGAAGCCACCACUUUGGCAGAUUUGUUAACCUUGCGGUUACACCACGUGGAAGAUGAUGUCCGAAGCAUUGUGGACAAAGCAGCGAAAGAACUGGGGACUGAAAAGGAGUUAAUGUUCAAGACAGCUGAAAUAAAAAAUGUUUUAGAAGCAACAUGCAGACCUAAUCUCUAUGAAAAUCUUAAAGAUUUACAGUACAGGCUUUCUCUUUGUGAAAAAGCUCUCGCGGAAUACCUGGAAACCAAGCGUGUGGCUUUUCCACGCUUCUAUUUCAUCUCUUCCGCAGACUUACUUGACAUUCUCUCCAAGGGAGCUCAACCUAAACAGGUAACACGUCACCUUGCCAAACUUUUCGACAGUAUCGCAGAUCUGCAGUUUGAAGACAACCAGGGUGUUUCUGCACACACAGCGAUUGGAAUGUCCAGCAAAGAAAAGGAGCAUGUCCUAUUCCAAGCCAAGUGUGAAUGCAUAGGCCACGUAGAAACAUGGCUUCUGCAACUUGAACAGACUAUGCAAGAAACAAUGCGACAUUCGAUCGCAGAAGCUCUAGCGGCCUAUGAAGAAAAACCUAGGGAACUGUGGAUUUUCGAUUUCCCGGCUCAGGUUGCACUAACCAGCUCACAAAUCUGGUGGACUACAGAUGUAGGAAUAGCCUUCAGCAGACUGGAGGAAGGCUACGAAACAGCCCUAAAGGAUUUCCAUAAAAAACAGAUUUCUCAGUUGAAUACACUGAUUGCACUUUUGCUGGGAGAACUUCUACCUGGAGACCGGCAGAAGAUCAUGACAAUUUGUACCAUUGAUGUCCAUGCCAGAGACGUGGUGGCAAAACUUAUUUCUCAGAAGGUUGUCAGUCCCCAAGCUUUUGCUUGGCUAUCUCAACUCCGUCAUCGGUGGGAGGACACUCAGAAACACUGCUUUGUUAAUAUUUGUGAUGCUCAGUUCCAGUAUUUCUAUGAAUAUUUAGGAAACAGUCCUCGGCUAGUGAUCACUCCUCUAACAGACAGGUGUUACAUUACUUUAACUCAAUCACUUCACCUAACCAUGAGUGGGGCUCCAGCUGGCCCAGCUGGCACAGGGAAAACUGAAACCACCAAAGAUCUUGGGCGUGCCCUUGGCAUGAUGGUGUAUGUAUUCAACUGUUCUGAGCAAAUGGACUACCAAUCCAUAGGGAAUAUCUAUAAGGGAUUGGUGCAGACAGGAGCUUGGGGCUGCUUUGAUGAGUUCAAUCGAAUUUCUGUGGAAGUUCUGUCCGUGGUGGCAGUACAAGUGAAAAUGAUACAUGAUGCCAUCAGAAACAGGAAAAAGAGAUUUGUAUUUCUUGGGGAAGCUAUCUCACUGAAGCCAACAGUUGGAAUAUUUAUUACAAUGAACCCUGGAUAUGCUGGUCGAACAGAAUUACCAGAAAAUCUCAAAGCUCUUUUCAGACCCUGUGCCAUGGUGGCCCCUGACAUUGAGCUAAUCUGUGAAAUCAUGUUAGUUGCUGAAGGGUUUGUGGACGCGCGCUCAUUAGCCCGAAAGUUCAUUACACUGUACACGCUUUGCAGGGAGCUCCUCUCCAAGCAGGAUCAUUAUGACUGGGGACUUCGCGCUAUUAAAUCUGUCUUGGUUGUGGCUGGCUCCCUGAAACGAGAAGAUAAAAACAGACCUGAAGAUCAGGUACUCAUGAGAGCUUUAAGGGACUUCAAUAUGCCUAAAAUCGUGACGGACGACAUUCCUGUGUUUCUGGGCCUGGUGGGUGACCUGUUUCCAGCCCUGGACGUGCCCCGGAGGAGGGCGCCACAGUUUGAACAGAUGGUCAGGCAGUCCACUGUGGAGCUCCGCCUGCAGCCCGAGGACAGCUUCAUCCUCAAAGUUGUCCAGCUUGAGGAACUGCUGGCUGUUCGGCACUCUGUCUUUGUGGUUGGAAAUGCAGGCACAGGGAAGAGUAAGAUUUUGAGAACACUGAACCGAACAUAUGUUAACAUGAAGCAAAAACCCACUUGGAAUGACUUAAAUCCUAAAGCUGUGACAACAGAUGAACUCUUUGGUUUCAUACAUCAUGCUACCCGAGAAUGGAAAGAUGGUCUCUUCUCAUUCCUUCUGCGAGAACAAGCAAAUCUUAUGCAUGAUGGACCAAAAUGGAUAGUCCUGGAUGGAGAUAUUGAUCCCAUGUGGAUUGAAUCACUAAAUACUGUCAUGGAUGAUAACAAGGUGCUGACCUUGGCCAGCAACGAGCGCGUAGCCCUUACUCCCUCCAUGAGGCUGCUCUUUGAAAUUCAUCACUUACGGACAGCAACCCCAGCUACUGUGUCCAGAGCUGGUAUUCUGUAUGUGAACCCACAAGAUCUGGGCUGGAACCCGUAUGUGGCCAGUUGGAUAGACAGAAGGCAGCAUCAAUCAGAAAAGGCCAAUUUAACAAUUCUUUUUGAUAAAUACAUUCCUGCAUGCUUGGAUAAGCUGAGAACAAGCUUUAAAACCAUCACUUCAAUUCCAGAGAACAGCUUGGUGCAGACUAUUUGCGUUCUUCUGGAAUGUUUGUUGACUCCUGAAAAUGUACCUUCUGACAGCCCAAAGGAAGUUUAUGAAGUCUAUUUUGUCUUUGCUUGUAUCUGGGCAUUUGGAAGCACUCUGCUACAAGAUCAGCUUUCUGGCUGUCAAGCUGAAUUCAGUCGGUGGUGGCAUAAAGAGAUGAAAGCAGUGAAGUUUCCAUCCCAGGGAACAAUCUUUGAUUAUUAUCUGGACCACACAACUAAGAAAUUCUUGCCUUGGGCCGAUAACAUCCCCACAUUCGCUCUGGACCCAGAUGUGCCUUUGCAGAGAGUUCUGGUUCACACACCAGAAACAACUCGCCUUAGAUAUUUCACAGAGCUGUUGCUUGAGAAAGGACAACCACUAAUGCUAGUAGGCAAUGCUGGAGUGGGAAAAACAGUCUUUGUAGGUGACACGCUGGCACGUCUCUCUGAGGAUUACAUUGUGUCCCGUGUGCCUUUCAACUACUAUACAACCUCUGCAGUCCUGCAAAGAAUUCUUGAAAAACCUCUAGAGAAAAAAGCUGGUCGUAACUAUGGUCCAGGAGGAAAUAAAAAAUUGGUUUAUUUUAUCGACGACAUGAAUAUGCCCAAAGUGGACUUAUAUGGCACCGUUCAGCCCCACACUCUGAUACGACAGCACAUUGAUUAUGGACACUGGUAUGAUCGACAGAAAACCAUGCUUAAGGAAAUCCACAACUGUCAGUAUGUGGCCUGCAUGAAUCCGAUGGUGGGCAGCUUCACAAUCAAUCCUAGACUACAGAGACAUUUCACAGUGUUUGCAUUCAACUUUCCAUCCUUGGAUGCCUUAAACACCAUCUAUAGCCAGAUACUGAGUUUCCAUUUCCAGCAGCAAGCAUUUGGUCCAUCCGUCCUCAGGAGUGGCCCUACAUUGAUACAGGCCACCAUCGCAUUGCAUCACAUGAUGACACAUACCUUCUUACCCACAGCUAUUAAAUUCCACUACCUCUUUAAUCUGAGAGACCUGUCAAACGUCUUCCAGGGGAUUUUAUUUGCUUCUCCUGAAUGUUUAAAGGGUCCCAAUGAUUUAAUGCGCCUGUGGCUUCAUGAAUCUUCUCGUGUUUAUGGAGACAAACUGAUAGACACAAAGGAUUGUGAUUUGUUUCAGAAAAAAAUCCUAGAAACGGCUUAUAAAUAUUUUGAAGAUGUAGACAGUCACAUCCUGCUUCAACAGCCCCUCAUCUAUUGCCACUUCGCCGAUGGUGGGGAAGACCCAUGUUAUAUGCCCGUGAAGGACUGGAAGGUGCUGAAGACAAUUCUUACAGAGACCUUAGAUAACUACAACGAACUCAACGCUGCCAUGCACCUAGUUUUGUUUGAAGAUGCCAUGCAGCAUGUGUGUCGCAUCAGCCGAAUCCUCCAGACCCCUCAGGGCUACGCCCUGUUGAUCGGAGUGGGCGGCAGUGGCAAACAGAGCUUGUCCCGGCUGGCAGCUUACAUUUGCAGCCUCGAGGUCUUCCAGAUCUCUCUCACCGAAGGCUUUGGAAUCCAAGAACUUCGGGAAGGUCUUGCCAAUUUGUACGUCAGAACUGGAGCCAAAAACAUGCCCACUGUGUUCCUGCUGACAGAUGCCCAGGUUCUAGAUGAGAGCUUUCUUGUGCUGAUUAAUGACUUGCUGGCAUCAGGAGAAAUCCUGGAUCUGUUUAGUGAUGAAGAUGUUGACAAGAUAAUUUCUGGGAUUCGUAAUGAAGUUCGUGGUCUGGGCCUGGUGGACUCCAGAGAAAACUGUUGGCAGUUCUUUUUGGCCAGGGUGCGACAACAGCUCAAAAUCAUUUUGUGUUUCUCUCCAGUUGGUCACACGCUGAGAGUUAGAGCUCGGAAGUUCCCAGCCAUAGUUAACUGCACGGCUAUUGACUGGUUUCAUGUGUGGCCACAGGAGGCUCUGGUCUCAGUCAGCAGGAGGUUCAUUGAGGAAACUAAGGGAAUUGAGCCACUAGACAAAGAUUCUAUUAGCUUUUUCAUGGCACAUGUUCACACCAGCGUAAAUGAAAUGAGUACCAGGUAUUACCAAAAUGAGAGAAGAUACAACUACACCACCCCGAAGAGUUUUCUAGAACAAAUAUCACUGUUUAAGAACCUGUUGAAGAACAAGCAAAAAGAGGUAUCGCAGAAGAAGGAACACUUGAUGAAUGGCAUCCAGAAGCUGCAAACCACGGCCUCUCAGGUGGGAGAUCUGAAAGCCAGGCUGGCGUCUCAAGAAGCCGAGUUGCAACUGAGAAAUCACGAUGCCGAAGCUCUGAUCACAAAGAUCGGGCUUCAGACAGAGAAAGUGAGCAGGGAGAAGGCCAUCGCGGAUGCGGAGGAACGAAAGGUGACAGCCAUUCAGACUGAAGUGUCCCAGAAGCAGAAAGAGUGUGAGGCCGAUUUACUCAAGGCCGAGCCUGCACUGGUGGCUGCAACAGCUGCACUCAAUACACUCAACAGGGUUAAUCUCACUGAGCUGAAAGCCUUUCCCAACCCUCCCAAUGCGGUUACCAAUGUUACUGCAGCCGUGAUGGUCCUUCUGGCUCCUCGGGGCAGAGUGCCAAAAGACCGAAGUUGGAAAGCAGCUAAAGUCUUCAUGGGAAAGGUUGAUGAUUUUUUGCAAGCAUUAAUUAACUAUGACAAAGAGCACAUUCCAGAGAACUGUCUAAAAGUGGUGAAUGAACAGUAUUUGAAAGACCCAGAGUUCAAUCCAAACCUGAUUCGGACCAAAUCUUUUGCAGCAGCUGGUCUCUGUGCCUGGGUCAUCAACAUCAUUAAAUUCUAUGAGGUCUACUGUGACGUAGAGCCAAAACGCCAAGCGUUAGCCCAAGCAAACUUAGAAUUGGCUGCAGCUACUGAAAAACUAGAAGCUAUCAGGAAAAAGCUUGAGGAUCUGGAUCGAAAUCUGAGCAGACUCACAGCGUCAUUUGAAAAAGCAAUAGCCAAGAAAGUUCAGUGUCAAGAAGAGGUGAACCAAACGAACAAAACCAUUGAACUAGCUAACAGACUUGUCAAGGAACUUGAGUCAGAGAAGAUUCGCUGGGGCCAGUCUAUUAAAGCCUUUGAAGCUCAAGAGAAGACCAUCUGUGGAGAUGUUCUCCUUGCAGCAGCCUUUGUGUCUUAUGUUGGACCCUUUACAAAACAGUAUCGGCAGGAACUGGUAGACUGCAAGUGGAUUCCCUUUCUUCAACAGAAGGUUUCCAUCCCAAUAACUGAAGGCCUGGACUUGAUUGCCAUGUUGACGGAUGAUGCGACAAUUGCCGCCUGGAAUAAUGAAGGACUGCCCAGUGACAGAAUGUCCACUGAAAAUGCCACUAUCCUGACACACUGUGUGCGCUGGCCGUUCAUGAUAGACCCCCAGCAACAGGGAAUUAAGUGGAUCAAAAAUAAGUAUGGAACUCACCUGAAAGUCACACAUUUGGGCCAGAAAGGGUUUUUGAAUGUGAUUGAAACUGCUUUGGCCUUUGGAGAUGUCAUCUUAAUUGAAAACCUUGAGGAAACAAUAGACCCAGUCCUUGAUCCACUGCUUGGCAGGAACACAAUUAAAAAGGGGAAGUAUAUCAGGAUUGGAGAUAAAGAAUGUGAAUUUAAUAAGAACUUUCGUCUUAUCCUUCACACAAAACUGGCAAAUCCUCACUAUAAGCCAGAAUUACAAGCUCAGACAACCCUCCUGAAUUUCACGGUCACAGAAGAUGGUCUAGAAGCCCAGCUGCUGGCAGAGGUGGUCAGUAUUGAAAGGCCAGAUUUGGAGAAGCUUAAGCUGGUUUUGACAAAGCACCAAAAUGACUUCAAGAUAGAGCUGAAGUACCUUGAGGAUGACCUCCUCCUGCGCCUUGCUGCAGCAGAAGGGAGCUUUUUAGAUGACACCAAACUGGUGGAGAGAUUGGAGAUGACAAAGACGACCGCCGCAGAGAUAGAGCACAAGGUAAUUGAAGCUAAAGAAAAUGAAAAGAAAAUCAACGAAGCCCGAGAAUGUUACCGACCAGUGGCAGCAAGAGCAUCUCUUCUUUAUUUUGUUAUUAACGACCUCAGAAAAAUCAACCCCAUCUAUCAAUUCUCUUUGAAGGCUUUCAACGUGCUGUUCCACAGAGCAAUCAAGCAGGCUGACGAGGUGGAGGACACACAGGGGCGCAUCUCAAUCCUGAUGGAGAGCAUCACCCACGCCACCUUCCUCUACACCAGCCAGGCACUGUUCGAGAGGGACAAGCUCACCUUCCUGUCCCAGAUGGCUUUUCAGAUUUUGUUAAGAAAGAAAGAGAUAGACCCUGUUGAAUUGGAUUUCCUGCUUCGAUUCACAGUUGAACACACUUACCUGAGCCCUGUUGACUUCCUAACUGCCCAGUCAUGGAGUGCUAUUAAGGCAUUAGCCCUUAUGGAAGAAUUCCGAGGCAUAGACCGAGACGUGGAAGGAUCUGCCAAGCAGUGGAGGAAGUGGGUAGAAUCCGAGUGUCCAGAAAAAGAAAAGCUGCCGCAAGAAUGGAAGAAGAAAAGUGUAAUACAGAAGCUGAUUCUUUUGAGAGCAAUGCGCCCUGACAGAAUGACAUAUGCUCUCAGGAAUUUCGUGGAGGAAAAACUGGGUGCAAAGUAUGUGGAGAGGACCAGGUUGGACUUGGCUAAAGCAUUUGAAGAAAGCAGCCCUGCCAUCCCGGUGUUCUUCAUCUUGUCUCCUGGGGUCGAUGCCCUCAAAGACCUGGAGACCCUUGGCAAAAGGCUUGGGUUUACAAUUGACUCGGGAAAAUUCCACAAUGUGUCUUUAGGACAAGGUCAGGAGGCUGUGGCAGAGAUGGCAUUGGAGAAGGCUUCCAAAGAAGGACACUGGGUCAUACUCCAGAAUGUCCAUUUGGUAGCCAAGUGGCUAGGAUCCUUGGAGAAACUCCUUGAAAGAUUCAGCCAAGGAAGCCACAGAGAUUACAGGGUUUUCAUGAGUGCUGAGACUGCACCUACACCAAGUGAACAUAUCAUCCCUCAAGGAAUCCUGGAAAAUUCCAUUAAGAUCACUAAUGAACCCCCCACUGGAAUGCUGGCCAAUUUACAUGCUGCUCUCUACAACUUCGAUCAGGAUACACUUGAAGUGUGCUCCAAGGAGCAGGAGUUUAAAAGCAUCCUCUUUGCUCUGUGCUAUUUCCAUGCCUGUGUUGCCGGGAGACUGAGGUUUGGCCCCCAGGGCUGGAGCCGCCGCUAUCCUUUCAAUCCUGGAGACCUCACCAUUUGUGCCAAUGUCCUCUACAACUACUUAGAGGCAAACCCUAACGUGCCAUGGGAAGACCUCCGUUAUCUCUUUGGUGAGAUCAUGUAUGGGGGCCACAUCACAGAUGACUGGGAUCGCAAACUGUGUCGGGUGUAUUUAGAAGAAUUCAUGAAUCCGUCCCUGAUUGAAGAUGAGCUUAUGCUGGCACCGGGAUUCGCAGCCCCACCUAAUCUAGAUUACCCAGGCUACCACCAGUACGUAGAGGAGAUGCUUCCGCCGGAAAGCCCAGCGCUGUAUGGCCUCCAUCCAAACGCUGAAAUCGAAUUCCUGAUGGUGACAUCCAACACUCUCUUCAGAACUUUGCUGGAGAUGCAGCCCAGGAAUGUACUCGUCAGUGACGAGCUGGGGCAGUCCACAGAAGAUAAGGUUAAGAAUGUCUUGGAUGACAUUUUGGAGAGACUUCCUGAAGAGUUCAACAUGGCAGAGAUCAUGCAAAAAAACACAAAUAGAAGCCCCUAUAUUCUUGUUUGCUUCCAAGAAUGUGAGAGGAUGAAUAUUCUCCUGCAGGAAAUCCGUGUGUCACUUCAACAAUUAGACCUUGGUUUGAAGGGGGAGCUGACCUUAUCUUCUGAUGUGGAAGCCCAGCAGUCCGCACUGAGUUACGACAUGGUACCAGCCACGUGGAGCAAACUGGCUUAUCCAUCUACUUACGGCCUGGCCCAGUGGUUUAAUGACCUCCUCUUACGAUGCCGAGAACUGGAUACUUGGACACAUGACCUCGCCCUUCCGGCUGUGGUGUGGCUUUCUGGUUUCUUCAACCCCCAGUCCUUCUUAACUGCAAUCAUGCAGACUAUGGCUCGGAAAAACGAGUGGCCCCUGGAUAAAAUGUGCUUGACUGUUGAUGUUACCAAAAAAACGAAGGAAGAUUAUGGACACCCUCCAAGGGAAGGCGCAUAUCUGCACGGGCUCCACAUGGAAGGUGCACGAUGGGACGUCCAAUCAGGAACCAUUGUUGAAGCCCACCUCAAGGAGCUGACAUCUGUGAUGCCAGUCAUCUUUGCAAAAGCCAUACCCCUGGACAGACAGGAGACCAAACACACCUAUGAGUGCCCUGUGUACAAAACCAAACUGAGGGGCCCCAACUAUGUCUGGACCUUCAGGUUGAAGAGCAAAGAGAAGAUGGCCAAGUGGGUUCUGGCAGGCGUGGCUCUCCUGCUGGAAGCAUAGAUGGGACUUCCUCCAGCCUCGACAGGAACGCAGUGAGGAUUUUUCAUUGUUACUGCACUGUUCCCACACAUAGCAACUUAUUCUACUGAGAGGCAGGACACAUAGUCCAGCUUCUGUAACUUUUAAAACACCAGCCUUAAAAAGUAGAGACGGGGAAGGAAAGGAAGGCAAUGUAGAAAAAAAGAAUUCUAGAAUCUGUUUCUGUUCAUUGAUUUUCAGCUUUCCCCAGUACCCCGCCCACAAAAAGUACAGUAUCGCUCACAUUUUCAUCAAGGUUCCACUGAACAGACACACAACCUCCAAAACAAAGGGGCUGGAAGUCUCCCCGUCAGUGAGUGGGACUUUAGUUCUUGUAGACGUUUCAACAAAAUCUUUUUAAAAUUAGCCCUUAUGUUCUUUUAAAAUACAGAAGCAACUGGCCCCAAGCAGCAGGUGACUCCUGAAGGAAGCAGCAGCUGCUGCCAGCAGUGCGCUGAGGCCUCCAGUGUUGGUCAUGUGACAGUCCACUUUUUGUUCAUUCAAGUUUUAAUAAAAAUAAAAUUCUAGUACUCUCAAGUUCUGCGGUUAAUUGCACUUUGUAAUUUAGGGGAACAUUCUUCAACAUAAAUUUUCAAUCACCUAGAGCACGUUAAACUACAUGGUUUGACCUACGGUCAGGAUAAGACAAACGGAAGGGGAUAGAACCCCUGUAAAAACUUGUUUGGGAGGUAAAAAAUCAAAGCAACAUCGAUAAUUUAAACAGUGUCAAAGGCCAGAGCUACUAAUACAAUGUUUUCUCUGGAACUUACCUGAACUUUAAUCGUGCUUUUUAAUCAUCUGUAGAUGCUUUUAACAAUUCAAACAGGCCUGUGUAUACAUAGAGAUUCCUCGAGGUGUUUACCUGAGAAAUCUUUGGAAGCAUAUAAACAAUCUUAAAAAAAAUAGUAUUUAAGAUCUACAAAGAAUUUCUGUAUAAAAACACAACUGUUAAGACAUCUUAGGCACAAAUGGUACAUAUGGCAUAUCUUGUUAGAAUACGCUGAGUUGGCUGGUUCUUCUUUUAAUUGUCUUCUACCAGCUGCUUUUGUAUG